Stegostoma tigrinum is the source of this 3967-nucleotide messenger RNA. It is a transcript of the gene nadsyn1, whose product is annotated as NAD synthetase 1. Gene Ontology annotation, biological process: NAD+ biosynthetic process. Gene Ontology annotation, molecular function: ATP binding; NAD+ synthase (glutamine-hydrolyzing) activity; glutaminase activity. NCBI's taxonomy places the organism in Eukaryota, Metazoa, Chordata, Chondrichthyes, Orectolobiformes, Stegostomatidae. The transcript is spliced from 21 exons. Bases 254 to 2389 code for a protein of 711 amino acids. The record is from RefSeq and is a predicted model, not a curated record. Gene Ontology annotation, cellular component: cytoplasm.
CCGCGGAAGCCGGGUAGAGGAGACUGGCAGGAGUUGGGAAGAGCAGUCAUUGCAUUUGGCAUUGGGAAAUUAGGAAGGCAGCUGUGCACAGCCCUCCUGCAGCACAGUACAACCUGACCCGGAAGAACAGUAAGAAGAGAGGGAGUUAAUGGUUUGAGGAGGAUUGCAGUCAUUCUGAGAGCUCUCAGUUUUUCCUGUUCGCAGGUCAUCUCAUCGCAAUCCGUAACAGAAGGAAGUGAAGUCUGUUUGCACCAUGCUGGGAGGCAAAGUGACCCUGGCGACCUGCGCUUUGAACCAGUGGGCACUAGAUUUUGAAGGAAAUUUUCAAAGAAUUUUGAAAAGUAUUGAAAUAGCAAAAUCAAAAGGUGCAAGAUAUAGACUUGGACCUGAACUGGAAAUUUGUGGGUAUGGCUGCGCUGAUCACUACUUGGAAUCUGAUACAGUACUUCACUCAUUUCAAGUACUGGCAGAACUCUUGGUCUCUCCGGCCACUGAAGACAUAAUGUGUGAUGUAGGAAUGCCAGUCAUGUACAAAAACACCCUCUACAACUGUAGAGUGAUAUUUCUCAACAAGAAGCUAUUGUUAAUCAGACCAAAGCUGGCCAUGGCAAAUAGUGGGAACUACAGAGAGUUACGCUGGUUUAUGCCAUGGAAUAAACAAAGGAUAGUAGAAGAAUUUUCCCUUCCAGAUAUAAUCCAGCGGGUGACUGGACAGGAUACUGUUCCAUUUGGUGAUGCUGUCAUUGAGACGAAGGAGACCUGCCUGGGCAGUGAAAUCUGUGAGGAGCUCUGGGUUCCCAACAGUCCCCACAUUACCAUGGCGAUGGAUGGGGUUGAGAUUUUUACCAAUUCCUCGGGGAGCCAUCACGUCCUUCGGAAAAAUUAUGUGAGGGUUGAUCUUAUAAAGUCAGCGACAGCAAAGAAUGGUGGUAUUUAUCUCCUUGCCAACCAGAAAGGCUGUGAUGGUGAUCGCCUGUAUUAUGACGGCUGUGCAAUGAUUGCUGUCAAUGGACAUCUUGUGGCUCAAGGAUCCCAAUUUUCCUUGGACGAUGUGGAAGUUAUAACGACCACUCAGGAUUUGGAAGAUAUAAGAAGCUAUGAUGCAAUCAGGAUAUCUGCAAGAUUAUUGGCAACUGAAGUACAGCUCUACCCUCGUGUGAAAGUCGACUUUGCACUUUCGUCGGUUGGUGAUGUCUAUAUGCCCUCCAUUGUACCCAUUCAGAUCCGGUACCAUACUCCUGAGGAAGAAAUCAGCCUUGGACCAGCAUGUUGGUUGUGGGAUUAUCUGCGACGUAGUUCACAGGCUGGAUUUCUUCUGCCUCUCAGUGGUGGUAGCGAUAGCUCAGCUACAGCCUGUAUUGUCUAUUCCAUGUGUCAUCAGGUGUGCCUUGCUGCGAGUAAUGGAAAUCAGCAGGUGAUUGAAGAUGCCCGGAGGAUAGUGAAUGAUCCUCAGUACGUCCCCAAGGACCCACGGGAAUUUUGUAACCGGAUCUUUAUCACCUGCUACAUGGCGAGUGAGAACUCUUCACGAGACACUUGCAAUCGAGCCAAAGAGUUGGCAGAGCAAAUAGGCAGUUAUCACAUAAACUUGAACAUUGAUCCGGCAGUGAAAGCUGUGAUGGGAAUAUUCCGCCUAGUAACUGGUAAAUCUCCACAGUUUGCGGCACAUGGUGGCAGCAGAAGAGAAAACCUGGCCCUACAGAAUUUACAGGCAAGAAUUCGCAUGGUCAUCGCCUAUCUCUUUGCUCAGUUAUGUUUGUGGACUUCUGGAAAGCCUGGAGGCUCAUUGGUUCUCGGAUCAGCCAAUGUCGAUGAGAGCCUUCGUGGAUACUUGACCAAAUACGAUUGCUCCAGCGCUGAUAUCAACCCAAUUGGUGGCAUCAGUAAGAUUGAUUUAAGGAGCUUUAUACAGUACUGCAUUGAAAACUUCCAGCUCACUGCGCUGAGAAGCAUCAUGUCUGCUCCACCAACGGCUGAGCUGGAGCCACUUUCAGAGGGACAGACAUCUCAAACUGAUGAGGCUGAUAUGGGAAUGACAUACACAGAACUGUCUGUCUUUGGGAAACUAAGAAAGAUUGCAAAGUGUGGCCCUUACAGUAUGUUCUGCAAAUUGCUCUACAUGUGGAAAAGCAUCUGUACUCCAAGGCAGGUGGCUGAGAAAGUGAAGUAUUUCUUCAGAAUGUACUCAAUUAAUCGGCACAAGAUGACAACAUUGACUCCUGCGUACCAUGCAGAAAAUUAUAGUCCUGAUGACAAUCGGUUUGAUCUUCGACCAUUCCUGUACAACACUAGUUGGUCUUGGCAGUUCAAGUGUAUUGAUAACCAGGUCUCAAAGCUCGAGAGCAGUCACGAAAGUUCUAAUGAUGGUGUUUGUGAUGAGCUGGACUGAAUCACACUACCUCAGUAUUGAGCACAAUUAUCAACAAUGGACAGAGGGCAGUGUGCUCCCAUAGAAUCAAACUGCAGACUCUUCAUUGCAGCUGUAUGGCAAUAAAGCAUUAUGGUUCCGGUGAAAAUCCUUUCCUUUGUCGUGAAAUAAUAGUUAUGUUCAAACUCAUUGGAACGGGGUAGGCUGUUCAGCCCAUUGAGUCUGCCUUGCCAAUCUGGACCAUGACAUCUACCUCAAUAUCACUUUCCCACACUAUCUCCAUAUCCCUUUAGCAUCAUUAGCUUCCAGAAACCUGUUAAUUUUAAUCUUCAACAGUCUCAAUGAUGGAGCUUACAAAGGCCUUUGGAGUAUAGCAUUCUAAAAAUUCACCAUCCGCUAAAUGAAAAAAAUCCUGCUCAUCUCAAUUUUAAAUAGCCUGUUGGGCAUUACAUUGGCUCCGUGGUUAGCACUGCUAUCUCACAGCACCAGGGACAUGGGUUUGAUUCCAUCUUUGGAUGACUAUGUAGAGUUUGCACUUUAUCCUUGUGUCUGUGUGGGUAUCCUCUCCCAGUCCACAGAUGUGCAGGUUAGGAUGGAUUGGCUGUGGAAAUAUUGCCCCAUAGUGUGUAUAGAUGUGCAAGCUUAGGUGGGUUAGCUAUGGGAAAUGUGGGGUUACAGGGAUAGGGUGGGAUGCUCUUUUGAGGGAUGGUGAAAACUUGAUGGACCAAAUGGCCUUUUUCCACACUGUAGGGAUUGUGAUAUCCCUCACCCUGAGACUGUAUCCUAUUUUCUGAAAGCCACAAGCCAAGGGAAAUAUCUCUCCACCUAGUUGUGCUAUAAGAAUAUUAAAAGUUUAAAUGAAACUACCUCUCAUUCUCAGAACCACUAGAGAAUACAUUACCUGUUUAUUCAAAUCUUUCCUCAUAAAACAAUCCCAGUAUAAUCUGAUGAAUGAUCUUGGCACUCCCUCUGUGGCAAUUAAUAUACCUUCCUAACUAAGGUGAUCAAAGCAGCACACGACAACAAUAACUGUAUGUAACUAGCAUCUUUAACAUAGUAAAAUCUGCCAAGGUGACUGUUGUUUAACAUCUCGUGAGACCAUGCUAAGGAAGGAGACGACGGAAUAGGUAAACAAAUGAUUUAAAAACUAUGUUACUAAACAAGAAUAGAAGGAGAGAGAUGGUUAAGUGAAGAUGUUUUAGUAGGGAAUUUCAUCGUCAUUACUAUCAGCAAUUACAGAAGGAGAUUUCAGGUUCACAACAGUUUUCAUGGUGGAAUGGUAGCAUGUAAUUACAAAGAAAUUUGGCCUUUAUGAAGGUUAUGAAAUGAUUAUCAGUUGGAUAUUUAAUCUGAAGUAUGGCCAAUGGUUUUACUGUGGAAUGCAAAUUUAUGGAUGGAAGAUUCAACAAAAGACCUUCACAGCUAUUCAACCACUGUGUGAAUAUAUCUGGUUUCAGCUGUCUGAGGCUAAAUCUGAAAACUGUAAAAAUGUAAACCAAGUGUGAUAUUAUCAACCUUGUGUAAGAUUAAUUGUUCCCGCAUACUCUUCAUAGCAUUGUAUGUAACUAAAUUAUAAAAUAGAAUUAUGUUGCUUUUAAA